UCUUCUUUUGAGCUCCUCUGAGACUCCUCCCUGUAACAAAUCAAGUAGUGAUAACAUUUAAGAAAAAGACACCGAGACCUUCAAAACAGAUUUCAGCCAGGGGAUUUGACAUGAUCAGAGAGAUGAACAUGGAGGAGGACACCCUAUCUGUCAGUUGUGGGAAUGGCAAACUUAGACAGUGGCUCAUUGAUCAGAUUGACAGUAGGAGAUAUGCUGGCCUGGUUUGGGAAAAUGAUGAAAAAACCAUCUUUAGAAUUCCUUGGAAACACGCGGGCAAACAAGACUACAACAGAGAGGAGGAUGCUGCACUCUUCAAGGCAUGGGCAUUGUUUAAAGGGAAAUACAAGGAAGGUGUGGACAAACCUGAUCCGCCAACAUGGAAAACCAGAUUACGCUGCGCUCUUAAUAAAAGCAAUGACUUUGACGAGUUAGUGGACAGAAGUCAACUGGACAUCUCAGAGCCCUACAAAGUGUACAGAAUCAUUCCAGAGGGAGCCAAAAAAGGAAUGAAGAUGAGUAUGGAGGACACACCUUCACAUCUUGGAUAUGCUUCGCCAUAUUCAUCUUUGCACAACCAGGUACCAAGUUAUAUGGUUACUCAAGAACGAAGAGAGUGGAGGGAUUACUCAUCACCAGAACAACAGUCUCUUCCUCCUUCACAUCACCAUGGACCCCAUCCAGAACUGCAGUACGGCCAGUGCCACUACCCUUCGCCAAUCAGCCGGGCAUGGGCUGGGUCGCACCCUGAAAAUGGGUUUCAGCUCUCCUUCCACACCUAUCUGUCAGAGUCUCAACCAUCUGUGUAUACGAUGGACCACAGCAGUCCCAUAACAGACUUGAGCCUGCAUGUGUCCCUGUUCUACAGAGAGUCUUUAGUUAAGGAGGUGACCACCACCAGCUCUGAAGGUUGUCGGAUCACCUCAUCUUCUUCUUCUUCCCCAUCGUCUUCCUCCUCAUCUUCCCCGUGCCCAGAGGACAGGCAUCCCAUGGGGCCAGAAAUCAUCCUUUUUCCUUUCCCUUUCCCUGAGUCUCACAGGCAGGGUGCUGAGAUGCUCCCGAACAUACUGGAGAAGGGGGUGCUUUUGUGGAUGGCAUCUGAUGGGAUGUACGCUAAACGCCUCUGCCAGGGACGGGUGUACUGGGAAGGACCUCUGGCUCCAUACAUGGAUAAGCCGAACAAGCUGGAGAAAGACCAGCCAUGCAAACUUUUCGAUACUCAGCAGUUCCUCAUUGAGCUUCAAGAGUUUGCCCAUAAUGGCCGACAUCUGCCAAGACACCAAAUAGUGCUUUGUUUUGGAGAUGAAUACCCUGAUCCACAGCGCACGAGGAAGAUGAUCACAGCACAGGUGGAGCCGGUGUUUGCCAGAAAACUGAUGUACUAUUAUCAGCAGAACAAUGGGCACUACCUGCGGGCCUAUGAUCACAUCCAGGAACAGAACACCUCUCCAGUCAUUGACUAUCCUCCUCAGAGACCUCUACAGCAUAUUCAGGAGUGACAACCACACACACAUACACACAUGCAUGCAUGAGGGCAUGAGUGUGAAUGUAAACAACUCACCGUUUCUAAAGCCUUAUGAUUGCAGUCCUGUUCAACUGCUGUGAGAAUUGUAAUGGUGUUGAGGGAUAGAGAUGGGGAAGACCCUGUGUUUUCACUUGCACACCUAUGAGUCUAAGUGUUUGUGUCUCUGACUGUGGAGUAAUGUGUUUUUUUUUUUCUCUCUGCAAGUAUUAUUGUGACAGCGUGAAGGAUGCGGUUUGAGGGUGGGGGGAUGAGGGUAGGCAGAGGGCGACUGACAGGAAGUACUAGCACAGGUGCACAGGAAGAAUGGCCCCUAAGACAAACACUGAUACGUCAAACAGAUUAGAAAAAAUUAGUAUGAAUGAGUACUUACAGUAUUUUCACAGGUAAAAGUUUCAUUCUUACUUAUACACACAAGUCAAACUAAUGGCGAUGACGGACCUCUCCCCCCAAACUGAUUAGAAAAAGAAAGAUAUGAUAAACAAGGUGAAAAAAAAAAUUCCUUUUUCAGCAUGUUUUAGAGUUCAGUUCUAGACUCUUGACCAACGAAAGGUGAAUGCAAAAGAAACUGAUGCCAACACUGAUCUGGAUUUUUAGAAGAGGACACAUUUAUCACAAAAUCAGGUGCUACAUGAUUUGCACAUCUACUGGAUUUGAAGCUAAUCUGGUCCUUUACUAAUAUUUGAUCUGUAGUAUAAUGACUGUACAGUACAGUAUAGGCCAGUACUGCAUUGCAUCCUUUUACUGGAGUCACUGGAAAGAUUUACUUUAAUUGGCGACCUGGACCUGCAGGAACUGAACUGGAAAAAUCACACUCAUCCCGUAACCUGCAGAGAAACUAAACCUGUUCCUCUUAACCUGAAACUAGUGGCCCCACAAAUAGGAAGGAAAACUACCUUUUAGGUCAGUGUGCCGGUUCGGGCAGGGAGGAGCUGUUUAGUUCCCAAGCCUGAGAUACCGUCCACAUUCAAGUGCCAGGUUUGACAUCCAUAUCGAAGCCAACCAAAGAGCCCAACAACAUGUCUGUUACAGUGUCUAGUGUACAAAGACUCAAAAUAUUGCAGUGAGAAUAAUGAAAUUCCAUGUUCUGCUCAAGUCCUGGAGGGUGAUGCUGCGAAGGAGGGGAUGAAGAUUAUGUUAUGUUUUUCAUCUGUGGUCCAGAGUUUCGAUCUCUGCAUUUACUUCCUUCACACUUAAACCACAUCACUUUCACAAUGUCUUUAAAAGUCUGACCAAAAUCACAGGCAGGAAUGACUUUUUCUUUUCUUUUUUUAUAUAUAUAUGUACUGUAAAUCUUUUUGCCUCGAACCUUCCAUUUUAUUUUGCAUUUCUUUACAGUCACACAUGUAACUCAUUCAAAAUGACAUCUCAAACAAAAAUCCUUCCCAAUAUGCACAUACACAUCCUGUGCGUGAGUAUAUUGUAAAGGGCCUCAUGUGUGCACAUGUGUAGGUGUGUACAUGUGUGUGUCACACAGUUGUGGUAUGACUGUUAUCAGGAUUUGACAUUUAUGGACUCAGGAUAAAACAUGUGACUCCCCCACCUACAUUGUCAGUGACUCAAACUUGGACCAAAGAUGAAAAAAAAAAUCACAUCACAUUUCACAGUUACAGUAAAAUGCUGACAUAAAGUUGAAGAGGAAAU
Molecule: messenger RNA, 3163 nt
Organism: Sphaeramia orbicularis (orbiculate cardinalfish)
Lineage: Eukaryota; Metazoa; Chordata; Actinopteri; Kurtiformes; Apogonidae
Gene: irf4a
Product: interferon regulatory factor 4a
Exons: 9
Coding region: 111-1496 (461 amino acids)
Biological process (GO): immune system process; regulation of transcription by RNA polymerase II
Cellular component (GO): nucleus
Molecular function (GO): protein binding; DNA-binding transcription factor activity, RNA polymerase II-specific; RNA polymerase II cis-regulatory region sequence-specific DNA binding
Source: RefSeq, a predicted model, not a curated record